AGUCUGUAAAGAUGACUGUGAUAUCUGUUCUUGUGCAGAUUUCUUGCAUGUCCCUUGGUAAGUUUACUCUCUUUUCAUUUAUCCGAAUUCUUCACCGCUAUCAAAACGUGUUUCCUCGCGUAAGGUUCUUUGGGAGUUGUUUGUAGAUGUACAGUAAAUCGUUUGAGCCCGAAGUAUAUCUCAAUCGUAACAUGAUUCGGUCAAGCGUUUCCAAGUUGUGCUGGAAGGGCUUUUACUUAUGGUAAAGACUGCUGAAUGCUAACGAAAAGUUCACUGAAUACUGAAUAUAAACUGAAGUUUAUGAAAGGAGAAAACUCGAGAGGAAUAUGGUUGAGGCUUCCAGGCCCUGGUUGUUUAAAUGUCGGAUAAUGUUAUCCACCAGAUAAACCGCUAUACAGUGGAUAGCCUUAUACAUUUUGUUCACAAUUAUCGGCUGGAUAGCGAUUUAUCCGUUGAAGAGCGUUAUCCGCUCUUUGUAUAACUGGGCCCAGAUAUACGGUCAGAUAAUUAAUGCUCGAAAAUUUUGAGCGUUAGCGGGCGUUUUGCGCACUCCGAUUGCCUUGCAUUGUGGUAGCGUUAUUUUCGAUAAGGCUGUGAGAGCGGCAGAAAUCUGCAGAUUUUAAUCGAACAUUCCGCAAAAGUUAGACUUCACGAUUAUUAUAUAGAUAUUCUUAGAUAUAGAUAUGGAAAAUUCCUGGCCCAUUUCUUGAUGAAAAUCGGUCGUAAUAUAAUUUCUAGCCUUCAAUAUAGUCGAGUUGGUUGGUGUCAUGUCUGUACAGAUUUUACCAACUUAAUAAAAGUAGAUGAUAACAGUGAUGGUAAAGCAAGCUUAAAACGGCAGAAAUCACCAGAAACUACAACGGAUACACUGGGUAUGAGUAAGUUUUAUUGAUUUUAGGAGAAAAAUCUUCAUAUUUCGAAAUAUUUAUCGUUGUAAAUCGACCUUAUUUCGUUCCCUAUACUGUUGUUCAAAUCGUCAACGGUUCCUCUCGUAACUUAAUACCGAGUCACACAACGCGUGACGCGUUCAUGAAUGGAAAGCAAUAUAUAUCAUCGUCCUAAGCAAAAAUUUUUUUUGGGAUCACUUUCUGAAGGAGCUUAGAUACCAGGCUCAAUUAGGGAACCAAGCCUUUUGAUGACGUGAACAAUUUUUCACUCACCGCCCCCGACUGGUUGAAGUGUAGUUGGAGGGGGACAGGGAAGGAAACAUUUUUGUUACUUGCGCGGGAAAAAAACAAAUGAGAAGUUAUCUAUUACCUUUUUUUUUGUUGUUAUAAUUUUCCAGAAAAAACAAAUGGGAAGUUAUCUAUUACCUUUUUUUGUGUAAUUUUCGCGGGAAAUAAUAUUACCUUAUCUCGCUCCGCUCCGUACAUAUACGAAUCUUCUGCCUUUGGUUAAAAUACACUUUCUUCGUUAAUUCUAAACAUUGCUCACGGUCAAAUGGAUCCAAAGGGAAUUUCAAACCUUGGAAAUACUUGCUUUCUGAAUAGUGUCUUGCAAGCUCUGCUCUGAGUGACAUGUUUUUCCGAAGGGCUCACUGGAUUGCAGCACAAUCGCAAGAAGUGCACCUCAUCUAAAACAGGUCUCGAAAAUGUAUUCAAUAUUAUUUUAGCACGUCAAAAUAACAUUGAUAUUGGAGUGGAAGACAUAAAAUCCCAGCAGGCAAACAACAUCAACCCAUCGGUGAACUGUGUAAUUGAACCAAGUACUUUUUUAAUGAACCACAAAAUUCGUCAUUAGUGUGGUAAUCCGCUUAGUUAUUCUCGACAUUAAGCUUAUUUCGACUUUAUGAAACAACUGGUAUCAGUCAUAUUAAAAUACGUAUUUGACGACUUGAUAAUCUUGUUAGAACGUCACAGGAAGUUGUACCUUGUACGGAGCUACGAGUAAAAUGUUUAAGGCCUUUUCACUGUUUAUGGCGGUAAAUUUAUAUUAUUCCUGGAAGCUUUGCAAGUCGUAGUUCUUUGCUCGAUUAUUUUUUGACACUGUUGUGUUGCGCGUUCAUCUAAAAUGUGCGUGUACGAGUACUAGGAGCGCAAAGAGUGAAAACGGUACGCAAACCUAACACUUUCGACCCCUCCCCAUCCCCCUCCCCCAGCCCCACCCUCUGGACAAAUGAGUAGUUUCUGGACCAUAUUGACUUGAUAAUCUUGGUAACUCCCAAAUUGACCAUGCCUCACACAAGAGAAAACUAUUUUUAUACAACUGUGCACCACUGAGGUCUUGCAUUAACAAAAAGGCUUCUCUGGUAUGUUCCACUAAAUACUCUAGGUCAGAUGUGUUUGCUGUGUAGCACCCUAAACUUUGUGAAUGCAUAUAAGACUGCACCUGGAACAGUUCACCCAGCAACAUUGGUAUCCUGUCUGCCACAAAUUAGCAGCCAAAUUCAGAAGGGCCAACAACAGUGUGCAGCAGAAUUUUUUCAGGAAUAUUGUAGAGUACUUGGAAACACUGCAAGCCAGUACCAGACUCAGCAGUUAAUACCUGCCAGCUGUAAUCUCUCCUUCCUACAAUCCUUUUUCUUUGAGUUAAGGAGUGAAGUAAUGUGCUCAUCAUGUGAUAAUAUUACUUCAAACACUACAAUGGAAACAAUUCUCCCUCUACAUAUUACAAAGGUAUGGGGCAAUUAUAGUUACAAGGUCACAGUCACCUAUGCCAAUUUUCUGUGGAUUAAAUCAAUUACAAUCACAAACCUGUAGACAGCAAAAUUAAAUCCAGGAAUGGUGUCCCUGCCACAUGGAUAUUUUGUUUUUUUUUUUUUUUUCUGAUGGGGGGGGCAGAGUUCAACCCCCCUCCCCUUUGAAAAAUUCAUUUCAUGUCAAGCAUUUCCUUAAAAAAUUUUGGCACUUUUGGACCCCCUCUCCCCUGGAAUUUUCAAUGAUCCUACUUGGGGUGGGAGUGUGUUGAUCUUUCAAUUCUUUCUAGAACUACACCUUUACUACACAUUCUUUCUUACAAAAAGUGAAUUUUGUGGUCAAAAUGAUCUAAUAAUUAUAUAAUAAUCACCUCCACCCUUAUAUUUUUUUUCUUUUGCAUGUGGGAGAAUAAAAAUUGACAUUGACAACAAUGACAACAGUUCUAUUUGCACUCAACAUUUACAUUUUUAGUUUAGUCAAUAACUACAAGAAAAGUCAAAUACUCAUCACAAAGACAAGCUACCAUAGUAUUUCUGAUACCCAAUCACACACUUUAUUGGUCAGUAUUAUUCAACAUUUAUUCUGUUCCAUUAGUGGUGUUUGUCUAUUCAUUCUUAAGGGUUGUACUGUACAGAGCUUCCUUAAGGACUAUUCUAACCCAGUGGAGCUGGAAUCAUCUUAUUACUGUAGCAGGUAA
Molecule: messenger RNA, 3333 nt
Organism: Pocillopora meandrina
Lineage: Eukaryota; Metazoa; Cnidaria; Anthozoa; Scleractinia; Pocilloporidae
Source: the annotation of a GenBank genome assembly